Pieris macdunnoughi is the source of this 2289-nucleotide messenger RNA. The record is from the annotation of a GenBank genome assembly. Lineage: Eukaryota; Metazoa; Arthropoda; Insecta; Lepidoptera; Pieridae.
AUGAUUGUGUUACUGCUAAUUGCUAGCGUAGCCACAAUAACUGCCGCUACAAAUGAAGAGGCAACUUCACAUACUCAUAUCAACCCGGAAUAUCUGAAACCUCGUGAAGAAUACUACAAACCUAUUCCUUAUCAUCCCAGAGGAGAACAUGAAACUGGAAGAUACCACAACAACUACUUUGGACACUAUGCUGGCGAUUACAACGGUCAUUACGGGAACAACAUAGGACAUCCGUACAGCCCCUAUUUAGAACGUAAAAUUAAUACUGAACAAAUCUAUGGAAAUCAUAUUCCCGUGCAAAAGGAGCAUUAUUUUAUUCCCAAUGACCCAUCACAUUAUAUACAUAAUCAUAAAUAUGGAUACAUCCCGGCAAAAGCGGCAUAUCACAACGUCAGUCCUUACCUAGAACGCAAGGUAUUUAUUUUUAGUGUUUUGGCUCUAAGUGUUUCUAGUGAAAAAGUUAUCGAAACAUUUGAAAAUGGAGCAACUGACCUCCUUAAACAAGGGUCUGAUUAUUUACAUACGCCACAGCGUAUAUACUUUAAGGGUGAUUCAUUGAACGAUGGCCACGAGUACAAUGUUUUAAACCACAAUCCUAUUAUUCCUUUGGGGCAACAAAAUAUUGGUCGUGUGGCGAAAUAUGACAGCUAUGCUCAUCAUAGCAAUAGUCGUAGCUAUGAAAAUUUAGGCCCGAACAAAAAUGAGUACAUACCUUAUCGGCAUCAUGAUGUUCCAUUGGCUCAUACGCAAAUUAUCAGUGAUAACAUACACGGCCUUGAAGUGACAAACAAAAUACCAUCUAUGAAACUUGAUCAACCGUACUAUAGAACCCCACCGAAAUCUUCCAUCCAUGACUAUAAUCAUGUUCUAAACGGUGACGAACGUCCAAAAACCUACGAGGAACUGGCACUGAAGAACUUGUGUGUAGAUUGUAGCCACUAUCGUGCCAAUGAGUAUUCUCAAAAUCCAACUCAUUACCAACAUGAAAAAUCAGCCUUAAACGAGCAAUUGACUAAAGAUAUUUACAAUCCUUAUUUAGUACAUAAUUCUGAAAAUUACCACGGAUACUCUCACGAAUCGUACACAGAUGCAGAGUCAGAAAGACAGCGACUUUUAGAUAAAAUUAACUACAUUUAUCACCAUGGUAAAGACAUGCAAUAUACCAAGCCAUCACAAAACAAUACAAAUCCAAGAGAGCCACUUUAUAAAAGUGACCCUCAUUACUUUAAUUAUAAGCCAUAUUACAGUGAUAAUAACUACGAGUAUAAAGUUAAAGCUAAUGGUUUAUUUCCAUAUGGACCAAAACAUGUGGAUUAUUACCCUGUAAGAGUAAAUAAUUAUUAUCCAUCACAUAAUUACAAUGACAAACCUGAACCCAAACAUGAAAACUACUAUGGUCAUAAGAAUGAUGCAUCUGAUAGAUACACACCCAAUGUUUAUUCUGAAGCAUUAGUUUAUCCACGUAGCAAAUAUGAAUACGAAACCGUUAACACUACAAAUAAUGAUACUAACAUCAAUCAAAAAAUUUACUAUAACCCUUAUUUUGACUUUGCACCUAAUGCUAAAACAGUUAAUCGCGACGACAACUCAUAUUCUACGGAUCUGACAGCUAAAGUUUUGAAAAAUUUACUUUAUUCUAAAAACAAAUAUCCCAGCUCAUAUUCUACUGCACACUCGAAUGAAUUCUAUAAUUCAGAACCCAAACACUUUUACAACAACUACGCGCAUGAAAACAAUGCUCCUCAUAAUUACAGACAUUUUAAUAAUGAAGUUAAAGAUAUCAUUAGUAUACAAUAUCCGAAGAACAAUCAUAACCAAUAUAAUGUACACUCAAACAGUUUAUAUCAUAAUGGACACAAAAAUGCUUACCACGGUGCCAAUGGCAAUUAUGUACCCAAUAGACACUUUAAAGAUAUAGUUGAAGAAGUGAACAGAAUUUUGUAUUCACGUAAGAAACAUGUCCCCUACGUAAAUGCUUAUUAUAAAGACAACCACGAACACAUAACGGAUGAACAUGAAUUGGGUCCAAAGAAACAACAAGAGCCGUAUGUAAACGAUUACGCCGGUGAACAUCUCAUCGAUCCAAAAAACAUUAACAACGCCUACGGGCAACUCGAUAUGCAUCAACACUACAAACAUUUUAAGGAUGUCGUUGAAGAGGCUAAAAAACUACUAGAACCUAAAAACAAACAUGACGCUUAUGCAAACGUUCACAGUACAGACGCUAUCAAUCACAAUACAUUGACCCCCCCAAGGAAUUAUAAUCAUCAUGAAAACUUAGCAUUCUAA